This is a messenger RNA of Carcharodon carcharias (great white shark), 1184 nucleotides long. RefSeq names its product cd8 beta (gene cd8b). The transcript is spliced from 7 exons. The record is from RefSeq and is a predicted model, not a curated record. Bases 38 to 688 code for a protein of 216 amino acids. Lineage: Eukaryota; Metazoa; Chordata; Chondrichthyes; Lamniformes; Lamnidae.
CUCCUGGUAAACAGCGGCUUAUAGCAAGUGCAGCAACAUGAAGCUUCUUGGAUUCCUCUUCAUCAUCCAACUGACAACCACCGCUCUCCAGGAAUGGAGAACAAUGGUCAAGAAUGGGGCAACCAUUACCAUAAACUGCUCACUGUUGGCAGACGAGGGAGUAUAUUGGUUCCUGCAGGGAGAAAAUGCGAAGCCGAAAUUCUUGCUGUAUGUGUCUGGUUUGGGUAAAUCAAAACCUGUAAAUAGCAACAAACACAGUGCUGAAAAAUCAUCUAAGAAAGUCACCCUGAGGGUCUACAAUUUCGCUAAGGAAGACUCGGGGAAGUACUACUGUCUCAUGAUAAAGAGCAUGGUCAUGCAGUUUGGGAGAACCCAUGAGUACUACCUGGAAGAAAUUAAAACCACACCGAAGCCGACGACCACCACGCCGAAAACGACAUUAAGCACACCGGAGAACGCAGAAACGACCCCAUACCACUCAACUGAAAAAGUGAUCAACAAAGAUGAAAUGUCCUGCCACAUAAUCAUCUUGGCUCCUUUGGCUGGUGCAGCCUUUCUGCUGCUGCUCGCACUGAUUAUCGUCUCCACCGUUUUUUGCAGAAGGCCCCGCAGGAGACGCUGUAAGCAUCAAUUUGGAAAGAGACCAAUGGCUGAAGAGUUUAGAAGACCAUCAAACAGAUACCAUUAACGAGUUAGUGUCUGAAAACAUGUGCGAUUCAACUGGAUUCUCGAAUCACCUCUGGGAACUAUAUGAGACCAUCCGACUGACCUCCUACCCUUCAAGCGGUCUUCACCUUUUGCACAAUGCCUUUGGGUUGUCAUAACAUUGUUCCAGCUGAAACCUGUGUUUCGCGAAUAUGUUGAAACGGGAUUCGUGACAGAUACAAAAGUGGAUUUGUCUCACCCCCUCGCCAACGCUCCCCUCCCCUCCCACCGGGCAGUUCUGUGUCCGACCAAGAAUUCAGCUCUUGAUUGGACCCACAAGCACUGGGUUACCGAAGGCCGGCCCGUUUCAAACACUGGGACGUGCGGUCUCCGCUUUGACACUCUGGAGUGCCAGUCACUUCAAUCAGCCCUGGGGGGCGAGGGGGAGCUGGAGUCCACAGAUCCUGACCUUCGAGUAUUCACUGCUCCGGUCACUGUGACCGGGAGAAUUGCAGGAUGCUGAUCUCCACUUCAGCAAA